Molecule: messenger RNA, 2047 nt
Organism: Colletotrichum godetiae
Lineage: Eukaryota; Fungi; Ascomycota; Sordariomycetes; Glomerellales; Glomerellaceae
Exons: 3
Coding region: 346-1821 (491 amino acids)
Biological process (GO): regulation of DNA-templated transcription
Molecular function (GO): DNA-binding transcription factor activity, RNA polymerase II-specific; zinc ion binding
Source: RefSeq, a predicted model, not a curated record
AUGUGCCCAAGAAGUCGGCAAAACGACCUUACGGCGCAAGCCUCGCUCUGAAGCCCCCAAAAAAUAAAGUCGAUGCCGAUACGGCUGACAACGACGGAAUCGCGGGAUGCGAACGUACAGUCAGCGAGUUUAAUGGAGAAGGCGCCACCUCCAGCUGCGGCGAGCAAGAGACCCAUGCUCCACUGGAAGAAGUCACGGCGGCAGGGUCCUACCUAAGUGGCCGCGAUCAUUACGAGGCGUCGGCUACUGUGGGGGUUCUCGCUGGGGCUUCUGACGGUGAGACGCCUGGCUGCGACGAAGGCGGUGCCGAAGCAGAGAACGAAAGCUUCAAGAAGGCCCUCAAGAAUGGAAAUUCGACAGCUGCCAGCCGCCACGACGCUAUCCAACAGCACACUGGUGUGUAGUCCCAAAGCGACUUGUCGGAUAGUCAAUAACGUGGUCCCACCAUCAGAAGACGGCGACAUGACCGAAGAGACCGCUAUGGCUUGUUCGACGGGCUCUAGCUCGCUCUUAGACACGAGUAAGGAGGCUGUCACUGCGCGGAAGUCUACCUCGAUCCUCGAUAGCACUGCCAAUCUUCAGGUGGUUAACGUCGCCUAUGUUUUGCACACAGGCUCACGACAAAAUGCGAGCUCACCCGAGUUCGAGGAUAAGUUCAUGCUAGCACCCUCCGCUGGCUUCUCAUCGCUGGCGGCGUUCGGCCAACGUGGUUGUGAAGACCCUGCUCUAGGUCUCGGGCAGAAAUUGGCUGAUCGUAGUGCCAUCAUCCAUCGUCAUAAUAGCGUGUCUGAAGUAAGUCUUGUUGGCCAUGACGACAAUACUGGCGAUGCGCAGCAGCCUCUCGACCGUGGUCUCACACGAACCCAAUCAGCGCCUCUACCGCCUACAACGGACGCGAGCCACCAUCCCGACGCUCUCCGAUGCCCGCCACCGUCUUCGACAAUGAUGUCGCCUCUAGGUGUCAGAAGCGGCACCGGCGACUGCAGCAAUCGAAACAACACAAAUAUCACUGCCCCUGAGCAGCCGCCGGGCCAUCGUCCUGUCUUGAAGCCCAGGCAAAGCCUUGUCAUGACAAUACAAAAUGCUUUGGGCGGCACUGGCUCAGCUGCAGACGCCGCACGCCAAAACGCAUCGGGCCCUUCCCAGUCGCCAGCACCGCUCAUCGCUCAGCAUACGCCCAGCCUCAUCCUGCCCGCUACCAUGCCGUAUCCUGCGGCGUGUUCCUCACCUUCGGGGCCAUUGCUGUAUUCGUCGGCCCCCACCUCAACUCUAAUCGAAAGUGAUGCUCCUAAAUCUAUGAUUGCAUCGCAGCUGAGUCCAUCCGGGGCGGUUACUACCGUUGGUCCUCAAUCACAGUCCUUUGUUUGCCCGGAGGCUCCCGGAUGUGAGAAUUGCAAGGUUAGUAAAAUGCUCUGCGAUAAAAGUCGCCCAACCUGCUUCAAUUGCUCACGCAUGGGCGUCAACUGUUUUGGCCAUUCCGACUCGUCAAGUCCUUCUGAACCUCCUCCAUUCGAGCAAUCGGCGACAUCCGAUAACAGCCGUCCGGACCAGAAAGAGUUCCUUCGCUACCUGGUUGAUCUUUAUGGUCAUGCCAAGGGCUCCGGCAUGUGGGACCUCAUCACAAGUCAUGUCAACCAGCACUACCGUUGCAAGAUGAGCGCGGCGGCCUUGCAAAUGAUAAGAUCGAGGGACUACAAUCACAAACAAGAAUCAUCACCCGGGCGGACGAGCGCGAAUGUGCCGCUUUCCCGCCGUCCCGCACAAAAGAAGAGAGGCCGACGUCCGAAAGAAGUCCAAGCGAUGCCGUCCAGUACAAUGUAGCCGAACACUGAGUUAUGUUUGGUCAAAGCUUGAGUUUUCUCUCUGGUGUCAGUGGUAAAGCUUAUCUGCCCGACGGUCAGCGAUUGCGACAAGGAUCAUACAACAAUGCGGCCUGGAUUUGGAGGGCUGCGAAUUAUCAAUGAGUGUUCUCAUAGUGAGAUUGCGAGCCAUUCUGGGCCGGGUAGCCGCUAGAUUCAAUGUCGCCUACAAUGCCUUUGUCUAGUAG